GGAAAAGUGUCAGGUUCAAAUAGCCACGUCUUCCUUGUCCCAGCCGGGCGUGGGGGCGUGACAUAUUAGCCGCCUCCCUCUCACUUCCCGCCCAGCGUUCGGAGCUACGUAGCACAAGUUCAUUGAGCGAACGGAGCUGGUAGAUAGGAGGGACGGAGUCCUGCCGGCCUUCUUUCGGACGAGGUGUCCAUACACACAUACACCGGCCUUCGCCAUGAUCCCGCUCCGUAAUCUGCUCCUGCUUGUCCUCCUGGCCUUCCCUGUUACGCUUAUCGGCAACAGCAAAGGUCCUCUAGUUGCUGCCCAAGAUGCCACGGAAGAUGAAGAGGCAAUUGAUGAUUCGGUAGUAGAGGAAGAUGAUGAUGAAGCUGAAGUUGAGGAGGAUGAUACGACAGACCUGACAGAAGAAAAAGAGGAAGAGGAAGACUUAAGUUCUGGGGAGCCAAAAGCUUCCCUCAAUGCUGAUACCACUAUUCUUUUUGUAAAAGGCGAAGAUUUCCCAGCUAAUGAUAUUGUUAAGUUCUUGGUGGGUUUUACCAACAAGGGGCCAGAGAAUUUCAUCAUUGAGUCACUGGAUGCCUCAUUCAGAUACCCUCAGGACUACCAGUUCUACAUUCAGAAUUUUACAGCUCUGCCUUUAAACACUGUUGUACCCCCACAAAAACAGGCCACAUUUGAAUAUUCCUUCAUUCCCGCUGAGCCCAUGGGAGGACGCCCUUUUGGACUUGUCAUCAAUUUGAACUAUAAAGAUGCAAAUGGAAAUGCUUUCCAAGAUGCUGUCUUCAAUCAGACCGUUACUAUUAUUGAGAAGGAGGAUGGGCUGGAUGGGGAAACGAUAUUCAUGUACCUGUUCCUUGGUGGGCUUGGAUUGCUUGUGGUCGUUGGUCUGCAUCAGCUGCUGGAAUCCAGAAAGAGAAAGAGACCUGCUCAGAAAGUGGAGAUGGGCACUUCUAACCAAAAUGAUGUGGAUAUGAGUUGGAUUCCCCCUGAGACUUUGAGCCAGAUCAAUAAGGCUUCCCCAAGAAGGUCUCCUCGCAAACGAGGCCCCAAAAGACCGGCAGGAUCUGAUGAAUAAAAAGACUUUUUGCUCUGCAAUUUAUUUUGUCCACUAAUUUUGCUCUCCUGCUAUCCAAGACGGUUACCACACUAAAUCCAUGCUGGCAGCAUCAAGUAGGAAAGAAAGACUUACCCAUUGAACAAACAUUUUCUCUCUCGAUGAUCCCCCCCCCCCCCCCACACACACACAGUUGGUCGAAUUUCUGAUUAAAACAUCAUCUGAAUGUUACAGUGAAAAAGCCAGUGUCCAGUAUGUGUGCAGCUCAACUGGCAGAAUGGGGUUGAUUUUUGCAUAUGCUCCUUACCUCCUUUUUGUUUCUAUAUGCCCAGCAACUGUCGGUGACUGAUUUUGUCUAUAGAUGAAUCUGGGAUUUCUCGGCAUGGCUGAGCUAAAUUGUGUUUCCUCAAAGACUUUUGCUUCCAUCUGUGUGUCUGGGAUUCCUGCAGUUUGAUGUGACAGAUCACUUGUUUAUUGGAGCCUUUAUGCUGCUAAUCAUUUUUACUACAAGGAGAGUAACGCUAAAGUUUGGCUGCGGCCAUGAAUGCACCAGCUGACGCUUCAUAAAGCUCCAUAUGAUGAAGCUAUUCCCACAGCAGCAAAACUUUUGAUUUCAGAUAUAUUUAUGCCAAAUUUUCCUCAGAUGUUUGUAAUACAGGGGGGCAGGAGGGGACUAAGAACAGAAUUUGCUGUACAGAAUUUGUGCAGAGUUUUAAAGGUAAGAUGCAUUGUGUUUGGGGGGAAAAAGCAAUGCCCACAUAAAGCCCCAUGAUGGCUGCUUUUUUUUUUUUUUUGUUUUGUUUUUUUGAGGGGGAUUUUUUUGUAAUGGAGGAAUUGGCUUGAACGUUGUUUGCCUAUGUGUACAAAAGAAUACAUUCUUCAAUAAAAUAUCAAAGCUU
Messenger RNA from Xenopus laevis (African clawed frog), 1953 nucleotides. RefSeq names its product signal sequence receptor, alpha (translocon-associated protein alpha) S homeolog (gene ssr1.S). Gene Ontology annotation, cellular component: endoplasmic reticulum membrane; endoplasmic reticulum. The transcript has 8 exons. Lineage: Eukaryota; Metazoa; Chordata; Amphibia; Anura; Pipidae. Bases 215 to 1075 code for a protein of 286 amino acids. The record is from RefSeq and is a predicted model, not a curated record.